Cydia pomonella (codling moth) is the source of this 869-nucleotide messenger RNA. RefSeq lists its product as uncharacterized. The record is from RefSeq and is a predicted model, not a curated record. The transcript is spliced from 3 exons. Bases 1 to 660 code for a protein of 219 amino acids. NCBI's taxonomy places the organism in Eukaryota, Metazoa, Arthropoda, Insecta, Lepidoptera, Tortricidae.
AUGGCUAUAACUGAUUCCCCUGUGAUAAAGAGUUCUAUAGUGAAAGAGGUCCCAGCAGGAGGCACCGCUGUGUUGACAUGUAAUAGCAAUGAUUACAACCACAACUUUAUGUUUUGGCUGUUUGGCAAAGACAAGGUGAUUGGCCCUGACAAUCAUUAUGAUGAAAGAAAGUAUAAGUAUGAAGUGCUAUCAGGAAAGCUUCAUAUUGAUAAUGUUACUCCAGCCGAGUCUGGUUAUUACAAAUGCAUCUCAAAAAAGCUUGACGGCUCAGGGAUUGCAGUUGGGCAGGUUGAGAUGAUUGUCUCUGGUUCCACAUUCUCCACCAUUGAGGCUGUGAAGCUGGUUGCUAUUGUUGUGUCCAUCAUUGUGCUGAUCAGCUGUGCUUUGUUGUACUGGAGACUGAGGAAGAACUGGAACAAAUAUGAUGGCCAUGCUAUUGUACCAGUUGAUGACAUGGAAGAAGAUGAUGCAGAUGAGGUGUAUAACCCAACCACAGUGAGUUCUAAAAGCCAACCGGUAGCCGGGCCCAGCCGAGGGCCAAGUAGGAACCCAUCAUCGGAGCAUCUCCUCUACGGCAUAGACAAUCAGGGCUUGGAUACAGACUUCAACUCUGUGUUCGAAAAUAUUCAAAUAAAAUCACCACAUGCCAGUUUAAUAUAAUUUAUACCAUCCACUUGAAAUACAAUUUUGUAUUUGACAAUCACAAUGUAACAGGCAGAUUGACAUACUCCAUGCAGUUUACUAAUAUAGAUAGUUGAAAUCAUUUCUGUUCCAUGUUGAUUGGUAAUUUGUUAUUAUGAAUAAUUUACUACUGUAAAUUGUGAUAAGUAGGUAAGAAAAAAUAAAUUAGGUAUAUCAGCAACUUAUAA